Molecule: messenger RNA, 1969 nt
Organism: Rhododendron vialii
Lineage: Eukaryota; Viridiplantae; Streptophyta; Magnoliopsida; Ericales; Ericaceae
Product: putative aldehyde oxidase Art an 7
Exons: 5
Coding region: 70-1887 (605 amino acids)
Source: RefSeq, a predicted model, not a curated record
AUCAAAAGGAAAACGUACAAAUUCAGCUCCAAAGAGCGAGACCCAUCUGAAGAAAUUGGGAUUUCUUCGAUGGCGAUCUCGCUCAAAUCCCUCUUCUUUCUCUCUCUCCUGUUUGUUUCAGGUUCUGCGUUUCCUCCCCUUCUCAGUCAAUUCUUAGAUAAUGCCGGUGGAACGGCCGAUCAAGGCAUCACCAAUGACGGAGGAACAGACGCAGACGAUGACAUCGCCGCUACCAAGAAACAGGUUGCCAAUGGGAACACUGGGGUUGCAAAACCGGAUUUUCAGACUAACUAUUUGGGUGAGUGGAAGAUACAUAGUCCGAACUCGGGUGUGUCAAGCAUGCAAAUUCAAUUGUUGCCAACCAACAAGGCUAUCAUGUACGACUCAUCGAACCUCGGUCCAUCAAAUAUUCAAUUGCAGCCCGCCGGAAAUUGUCGACCCAUACCCGAUAGGCCGGGUCAAGUCGAUUGUUGGGCCCAUGCCGUGGAGUAUGACGUUGAGACUGCCGAAGUCCGGCCCCUUAAGGUUAUAUCAAAUACAUGGUGCUCGUCGGGAGGUCUCACGGUCGACGGAAGCCUAAUGAGCACCGGCGGGGCUGACGAAGGAAAUCGCUCUGUUAGAAUCCUCAACCCGUGCAAAGGCUGCGACUUUCAGGAUCGCGAGAAGGCACUUGCCGGCGCUAGAUGGUACGCGAGCCAAGAGAAACUAGAGGACGGCAGUUUCAUCAUAUUCGGCGGCCGCCGCGAAUUCACCUACGAAUACCUGCCGAUCAACUCCCUCACCUUCACUCCGAGAAGGGUGAACCUGACAUUCCUCGGCGCCAGUAUCGAUGGAGUAGGCACCACAGACAUAUACGAAAACAACCUCUACCCUUUCGUCCACCUCCUGCCCGACGGCACCAUUUUCCUCUUCGCCAACCGUCGCUCCGUCAUCAUCGACACCAAGACCGACACUGUCGUCCGUGAACUCCCCCGAAUGCCCGGCGGCUCCCGGAACUACCCCGCCUCCGGCACGUCCGCCCUCCUCCCCUUGAAGAUCUCCAAUGACGGCGCCCCUGUGCAGGCGGAGGUGAUCGUCUGUGGCGGCGCAAAGCCGGAAGCAGCGGAAGCGGCCGAGAGGAAGGUGGGGGCCGUUUUAUUGCCGGCGCUGACGGACUGCGGCCGGAUAUCCCCGAUGAAUCCCGACGCAAACUGGGCGAUGGAAAACAUGCCUUCGCGAAGAGUGAUGGGAGACUUGCUUUUGCUCCCCACGGCGCAAGCGCUCAUUCUGAACGGCGCCAUGGAAGGCGUUUCGGGGUGGUGGAUUGGGGAGAACCCCAACUAUACGCCGGUGCUUUACAGCCCUGACUUGCACCCCACGCACAGGUUUAAGAGCUUGGCGCCGACGAACAUCGCGCGAAUGUACCACUCGUCAUCGGCCGUGCUGGCCGACGGGACGGUUCUGGUGGCCGGGAGUAACAUGAAUGACAGAUAUGUAUUUAAGGUCGGGGCCCUCGGGGGUAGGGUCAAGCAUCCGACGGAGUUGAGGGUCGAGAAGUUCUCGCCGCCCUACUUGGAUCCCCUUUUGGACACCCACAGGCCUACCAUUGCAGAAGGUACUUCGGACAAGAUAUUGGCCUACGGAGGGCAAUUCAGGGUCGAAAUCGAUCUCGAAGAUGCCGCCGGGGCAGAGGAUUUGAAGUUGACCAUGUUGCACCCACCAUUCACAACCCACGGCUACUCCCAGAACCAGAGGAUGCUUGUCUUGGAGCCAGUUAGUUACGUGAACGGCGUGAUCACCGCGGUGGCACCGGCCUCCGGAAAGCUUGCUCCGCCGGGGUAUUACAUUCUCUAUGUCGUGCACCGUGGAGUUCCGAGUCGCGGAAUGUGGAUCCAGAUAAAUGAGUAGAGAAAAUUUGAGCUGAUCACAAUAUUGAUUUGUUUCUUGUUUUUUUUUUGAACAGCAAGAUUGAUUUGUUUGUUUACAACUU